AUGGGCUUCUUCGCCUGCUACCUGCUGACGCCCGUGCAGGCCCCGCAGCGCCUCCGCUGCACGUACGUGGGCUUCACUGUGGACCCAACACGGCGUAUACGCCAGCACAACGGAGAGCUCGCGAAUGGAGCCAAGCGGACGCGGAAAUUCCGACCUUGGGAGAUGAUCGCCGUCGUGCACGGCUUUCCGAGCAAGUUUCGAGCUAUGCAGUUUGAGUGGGUGUGGCAGCAUCCGCUCGUGAGCAAAAUCACCAGGGAGCAGUUGAAGUUUCUGCGCGGGUCCAAAGGCCUGGGGGCCCCUCGGUCCGUCAAGAGGAAGAUGCUGGAGAUGCUGGAGAUGGUCAACCUGGAGCCGUUCAAGGAUUUGAAUCUCACCGUGACCUUCACGAGCGAGGAGAUGCACCAGGUCGCUCGAGGGCUGGGGCCCAGAUGCUCUGCUGCAAAGUUCGAGUUCAGAGCAUUGGAGACGUUUGCAGGCUGGUGGGCUGCUACCAUCGUGGAUGCGAGAUGUGCUGCCAUUCGUCGUGUUUGA
Messenger RNA from Phytophthora sojae, 531 nucleotides. RefSeq lists its product as hypothetical. Gene Ontology annotation, molecular function: 5'-flap endonuclease activity; crossover junction DNA endonuclease activity. Gene Ontology annotation, biological process: double-strand break repair via homologous recombination. NCBI's taxonomy places the organism in Eukaryota, Oomycota, Peronosporomycetes, Peronosporales, Peronosporaceae. Bases 1 to 531 code for a protein of 176 amino acids. The record is from RefSeq and is a predicted model, not a curated record. The transcript has 4 exons. Gene Ontology annotation, cellular component: Slx1-Slx4 complex.